Hypanus sabinus (Atlantic stingray) is the source of this 7730-nucleotide messenger RNA. It is a transcript of the gene daxx, whose product is annotated as death-domain associated protein. The transcript is spliced from 6 exons. Gene Ontology annotation, molecular function: histone binding. Bases 2287 to 4914 code for a protein of 875 amino acids. NCBI's taxonomy places the organism in Eukaryota, Metazoa, Chordata, Chondrichthyes, Myliobatiformes, Dasyatidae. The record is from RefSeq and is a predicted model, not a curated record.
CCUAUGUUCAAGAGCCUGAAGGUUGAGAGGUAAUAAAUAUUCCCGAACCUAGUGGUGCGAGGCCUGAGGCUUCUGUACCUCUUUCCUGGUGAUGGAUGCUGCUUUCCUGGGACCACUCUUCGUGUAGAGGUGCUCAAUGCUGGGGAGGGUUUUACUCGUCAUCCACUAUGUUUUUUUAGGAUUUUUCACAGUUCAACAGUUAAGUUCAAGUUCAAGUUGUUUUUAUUGUCAUUUCGACCAUAAACUGCUGGUACAGUACACAGUAAAAAUGAAACAACGUUCCUCCAGGACCCUGGUGCUACAUGAAACAACACAAAACUACACAAGACUAUGUGAGACAACACAAGACUACACUUGACUACGUAAAACAACAUAAAAACUGCACUAGACUACAGACCGGCACAGGACUACAUAAAGUGCACAAAACAGUGCAGGGCAGUACAAUAAUUAAUAAACAAGACAAUAGGCACAGUAGAGGACAAAUUACAAUACCGGUUUAGACUCAGAGUAUUGAGGACACUGAUGGCUUGGGCGAAGAAAACUGUUGCACAGUCUGGUUAUGAGAGCCCGAAUGCUUCGGUCCUUUUUGCCAGAUGGCAGGAGGGAGAAGAGUUUGUAUGAGGGGUGCGUGGGGUCCUUCUUAAUGCUGUUUCCUUUGCGGAUGCAGCGUGUAGUGUAAAUGUCUGUGAUGGCGGAAACAGGGACCUUGAUGAUCUUCUCAGCGGACCUCACUAUCCGCUGCAGGGUCUUGCCGAGAUGGUGCAAUUUCCGAACCAGGCAGUGAUGCAGCUGCUCAGGAUGCUCUCAAUACAACCCCUGUAGAAUGUGAUGAGGAUGGGGGGUGGGAGAUGGACUUUCCACAGACUUCACAGAAAGUAGAGACGCUGCUGGGCUUUCUUUGCUAUGGAGCUGGAGUUGAGGGACCAGGUGAACACCAAGAAAUUGGGUGCUCUUUACGAUCUCUACCGAGGAGCCGUCGAUGUUCAGCGGGGAGUGGUCACUCCGUGCCCUCCUGAAGUCAAUCACCAUCUCUUUUGUUUUGUCCACAUUCAGAGACAGGUUGUUGGCUCUGCACCAGUCCGUUAGACGCUGCACCUCCUCUCUGUAAACUGACUCGUCGUUCUUGCUGAUGAGACCCACCACGGUCGUGUCAUCGGCCAUUUGGAGAGGUAGAGCAGGGUGUAGGUCAAUGGGACUGGGCAGAAUAGCAGUGUGGCACAGACUAGAUGGGCUGAAAAGCCUAUUUCUGUGCCGUCAUGUUCUGUGUCUCUAUGGGAUUUGCCGAGGUCGUGAAUAAGCUCCACGGAGGGUAUGGGAGUAUAUAAGUUGCAUUGUUUGCUGUGUAACCAAAACUAUGUAGUCAGCUUUGAACUUGCUAUUUGCUAUGCAUGUAUCCAAUUUAGUAGGAGAAUGAAAUCUUAAGAAUGUAGAAGACAAUGGUGUGUUAAUAAGAGGAAGCUAAGAGAUGUAGAUUAGAACAUGAUUAAGUCAAUGGGUAGAAACAAUAGUGGCGGCUGUACUUGUGGUACGCAACUGUCGACCGAUUGGAUAUGCUAAUGCAACUAAACCAGGAGAUUGCUGUAAAAAAUGGUAUGUCCAGGGAUCGGUGGGCAAUCAGCGACUAGCUCCAUGACUGUCUCAGCUUUGAUUUGCAAGUUAAAGUUUAAUACUUCCUGAAGAAUCUUCUGCGCCUCCCGGUUGUUUGCGGGGCCCGAGAAGCCCCGGCAAGGGGGAAUUGCCAACCCUGCCUCUGUUUACAACAGCACUGCAGGCCGAAUCUGUCCUGCUCCAAUCAGCAGAGAGCAGCGUUCCGGCCAACUGGGAGCGGGGAAACUUGGGCGCGAAAAAAAGAGAGCCAAUCAGUGGAGCCCUUUUCGACUUCGCCCAAUCAUAACGUACGACGCCGAGGCGGAAAGCGGCUCUACAGCUCAGUGCUUGGCACGUAUCGGCAGGCAGCCAAUGCAGAGGCAGGCUCUUCCAGCCAAUCAGAGAAAGCAGACCACCAUGAACGAAUCGGAGCGCAACACUGAAGACACAAACCAAUCGGAAUUCAGAAUGUUUUCCACUGCACGUCCCUUCCACAGGUCAUCCAAUGGAUAGGCCCGACACUGCAGCUUCAGGGUCGUAGGGCAGACCAAUAGGGUGUUCCGUUGCAGCGCGGUGUGACGGUUGUUCGCUCGCUCGCUCGGCUCUGAGGAGAGCUUUUGUGUCGAUGGCGUCGGAGUUUGCGGGCGGGCGCCGGGCGCUGGCUUCCCGCUGAGUCUCCGCCGCCGCCACCGCCGCUCCAUGGCGCUGCGCUGGGGUGGCAGCGAGCGCCUGCAGCCGGGCCCGGCCUCCAGCGACGUGGUCAACCUGCUGUCGGACGAUGAGCAGGAGGGCGCGGCGACCGAGCUCCAGGCCUCGGCCUCCAACUGCCGACAGCGCCGCGUCCAGCUGCAGCCUCCCGGGCCCGAGGAGGAGCAACGCGGCCUGGUCCGCUUCGAGAACCAGCGGCUGUUCAGUGAGUUUGUGGAAUUCUGUGAAACAUUAACAGAAGACAACCCAGAAGUGAUAAAUUUUCUGCAGAGGAAAUACAGCAAGGCAUUUCCAGAAUAUUUGGCCUCCACAGAAUUCCGUAACGUAUUGGGACGCUGCCUGACCCGGGUUCAGGGCAGGAAGAGCAAAGUCUUCGUUUACAUUAAUGAGCUGUGUACUGCACUCAAAGCCAAUUCCCAAAAAACCAAACUCGCCUUGGCUAGUAAGGAGAAUUCAAAGCAUCAGUCGGUGGUUGUUGAGGGUCAAUCUGUCACAAACACCAAGGAGGAAGAAGACUACCCUGGGAAAACUACUGCCCCAUCAGAAGCAGCUGCGUCCACAUCUGUUCCAAACCUUGCUUCAGGUGAAAAGAAGCGAACAGGCACUGGGUCACGGCGUCAGAUCCGUUACCUGGAGAACCUCUUAAAGGUUUAUGCUGAUGAAAUCAAACGCCUUCAGGAGAAAGAGCUGAAUUUGAAUGAUUUGGAAGAUGAAGAUUCCUCCUAUGUUCAGGAGCACCGGCUGAAGAAGAAGAUGGUGAAAAUCUUUGAAAAGUUGUGUGAGUUGAAGAACUGCUCAAGCCUAACGGGCCGUGUUAUUGAGCAGCGCAUUCCCUUCUCUGGUACACGGUACCCAGAAAUCAACCGCAAAGUGGAGAAAUUUAUUAACAAACCUGAUCACUUCCCCGACUAUCAGGACAUCAGGAACAUCAUGCACAAAGUUAGCACGCGUUACAACCUGGGACUGAGCCAAAGACAGAUUCAAAGUAUGGCGCAGGAUGUGUUCCGCGAGGUCGGUAACAGGCUGCAGGAGAGGCGCCACCUCGACUUGGUCUACAACUUCGGCAGCCAUCUCACUGACGACUAUAAACCAGGCAAAGACCCAGCCGUAACAGACAUCACAUUGGAAAAGAGGCUUCGGCAAAACAGGACCGUUGCACUUCAGCGCCUGGAUGAGGUGGUGAAGAAGUAUGCUGAGAUCCAGGAUGUUGGUGAAAUGGAGGAGGAGGAGAAGAGAAAGAAGAAGAAACAGCAGUCUACUGUCCCUCUUCCCUCUGAAGCAGGAAGGGAGAACGUCAAUGAUGAACAAGAGGAGGUACAAAAGGUGGCUGUGGCUGAGGCUGAAAGGGAAGGACAACAAGCGGACGUGGUGGAAAAUGCUGCCUCUGAGGAGGAGGAUGAGGAGGAAGAGGAGGAUGAAGAGGAAGAUGAAGAUUUGUCAUCUGAGCCUGACAUUGAAGAGGAGCUGUCUAAAAUCGAGGAGGCAGUCGAUGCUGAGGAAGAACCCCAAGAAGAUGAGAAAUGUGAAGGCAGUGAGAUUGAUGAAGCUGAGGUUCAGUCUGAAAGCUCCCCCCAGUCAUCAGAUGAGAGCGAAGAAGAUUCUGAGUCUGCAGAGGUCCAGGUAAGGGACAUCAUCUGCCCUUUGGAAGGCGAAGAUGCCUCCUGUACUGAGAACCGCUCUGUCUGCACCAGCCACCCAGAGCCAGCAAGCAACCUGGAAGGGAAGCACCCCACAGGGGAAAGAGCUGGCACUGAGGAUGUCAUUGGGCCGCCCAUUGCUGUGGAGAAAGGAGAUGCAUCAAGUAAUGAGCUGGCAUCAGUUGGGUCAAAUGGUCAGGGUGCAAGUGUUCUCUCCGAGGAGGUCAUCGGGUCAGGCAACAAGCACGUACCUGUCAGUACUGUGGGACAUGAUGCGGUGUUUGACAGUGAGGGAAAGGACCAGCUGGGAGUGGAGGGCUACACCACACGAGGAGGUGUUGAAAGUGCCAUGUCCAGCCCUGCAACAUCUGAGCGUGAGGAAGUGAAAGAUGAGCGGCCAGCUAAGAGAAAGCGAGCAGACUCCAGUGGGCAAAACCUAGAGACGCCAGAACUUCCCUCUGAGUCAUGUGAUGGUACUCGGCAAGUAAUCAAAAACCUGCCAGCAUUCACUUGUGAUGUGGGAACUUUGGCCUGUUCUGAGGCACAGUCUCAGUCUUUGACCCAGAGAGUCUCUGCACACUUGGAUAAAAAGUCUAUCAUCUGUAAAGAUCAAUUGUUGGAAACGGAUAGACCGAGUCCAGAAACCUGUUUAACUACAGUAAACGGAAAGGAGGGCAGUUCUGUUCUGGACGAUUCACCGGUUACAAAGAGAGUUAAACGAGAGAGAGAUGUGAAGUGCCGCAUUGUGGAGGUGAUUGAGGUGAUGGAGUCUGAUGAAGGGACAGAGGAACUGCUAACGGAUAAUGCACCGUCCUCUGUUGGAGUGAAGAGCCCGCUUCCUACCGUCGAUUCCACCCAAGCUGAUUCCCCUCUUGUCAGCGUGGUCACCAGCUCCCAGCCCAGUCCUGUAAGGCACAAAAGGGUGAAUGUGGCAACCCAGUGUGACCCCGAAGAAAUCAUCAUCUUGUCUGACUCUGACUGAAAGUGGUCAGUUCGCCGGGAGUUCUGUAAAUCAGGGAAGGGGGGGGUGGGGUGCCUGUCUCUCAGAUAACUGAGGUACUAUGGGAUGUACGCCGCUGACAGUUCUGUUAUCUGGGCUUGAAUCCUGAUGGGGCCAGAGGCUUGUUAAUUAACUGCACUGGGCUUUACUGACUGUUUUCCCCCCCCCCCCCCCCUUUCUCCUGUCUACUGGCCUAAUGCCCACUCCACUGCUCUGGGAGUGGGUUCACCAAGGAAUGGUCAGUUUGUCCUGUGUUACCAUAGAAGGUUGUUUUUAAAAUGUGUACAAAUUAAUUCUCUGCCACUUCAGUGAACAAUAAGACAGGGACUUCUCAGAUUGAGGUGACAGAACUUUAUAUAAAAGAAAAGUGUUUAAAAUUUGUCAACACUUGUUGCAUACUUUCCAAAAAUCUGAAGUGGUUUGUGCAGUAGGAUAAGCAAGAAGGCAUUUAAGAUGGUGAUGUGAAGCCUAACUUCACAGUAAUGAUUUACAGAUCUUCCCACAAUUUCAGAUGUUGAAGCUUUUCCCAGAGCCUGGGGAGGGUCCUUGCCCAAGUGUGAGCUGUGCUGGUCUUGCUUUCUCACUGGCCCGAUGAACAGAGCUGUCCUCUUCCAGGCUCUGGCCCCAUGGGUCUGUGGGGCUCUCCCUCUCCAUGGGGUAUCACAUGGGGCUUUGAUGCUCUCUGGCCCCUAGACCACUGGAGCCUGUGCUUUUAAAGCACUGGUUGAAGGCAGGCAGUUGGCCACUUUGCCAGGGUCAGAUGCACAUUUGCUGGCUGUUGAGAUAUUGGUAUCGUUGCUUACCUCGGGUGGAUUUGGAGUUCGUUUUUUUUUCCAGUUUUUUUUACUAAAGGUCCCUGUAGUAGAGUUCUGUAUUAAACUUCAAUUUAAAAAAAAUACUCAUUCUUGGUCACAAAGCACUGAAUUUACACCUGGAGUGCCUACUAUCAAAAUCCCCAUCAACUUUCCUCGGCAGACUUGCCAUUUUACUCCCCUCGCUGCAGUGGAGCUCCGACAAGCUGGAUAAUGUUCAAAUGCAGUGAGACACAACAAUGUAAGGGAGGGGUUUGCGCACGGUAAACAGCAAGAAAAGCAAAUGCUGCCUCAUAGCAGAAGUGAAUGCACAUUAUACACUGGAUGAGCCACAGUCACGUUCCUCUUUAGACCAAGUGAGAAUUGGUAUUGUCGAAUAAAGGGCUUGUUUGCCCCUGUUCCUGAGCAGUUGCAGUGAACAUCCCCUUUGAUGUGCAACCAAAAUGUAGGGUUGUUACCAUUUGUGAUGCCUGAUCUGGGUGGUGUUCGUGGCCACUCUUCCUGAAGCAACAAUAUGGGUGAGAAUUAGAUUCCGGGUUUAUAAAGGAAUUGAUAUCUCAAUGAAGGCCCAUUCAAGGGCAUUCUCCUAGAUUUGCUUUCAUUGGAAACUCUUGCUACCAACUGACUUCUUGUAGAACCUACCAUUUUCUUACUCUAAUGAGUCCUUCUCCCCCCCCCCCCCCAAUCGAGGCAUCCAGUGUCUCUUCCCCCAAGGGUUAACUUUAACACGAGGCCACCUCAUGUGACUACCUGAAGAUUAGAUUGUGCACAAUUGUUUCAUUACUCUUCUCUGGAUGGUGCUGACUUUAGACAGUGCAAAAAAAAAAGUGGUUUACAUUGGGCUCUGUUGAGUUUUCAGUAUUGGGUUGUUGUUCACCACACAACCCUUCUGACAGCAGUUACAUGGGCUUUGCCACCUGCCCGCUAGGUCAGGUUGGCUUGCUGGCACAGGGCAUGGGUGCAAUUCUUAAGGGCCACUGUUAAUAAGUAGUUUGGGGAAGGGACAGGUUGGUUUAGACGGGUGUGCUUGUAUGUGCUGGCCUGUUUCAGAGUCUUUGUACCUCUUGAAAGGGUGAUGGAAGUAGCAUUCACUGGUGAAGAAGUGAUGAAUAUUGAGUUGGAGUUGGAGUUGUCAGAGCAGCUGGCACCAACCCUCUCUACCAGCAAACUAUAUAUCCAUUUCUGCAAAGCACAUAUCUGAUUUCUUCUGUAUAGAUUAGUAAAAUUUCUGGCCUGUUUUAAUAAAUAUUUUCUGAUCUUUUUGACUUGCUUUCUAAGGACAGCUGUUUUAGAAAGUUUGUGGAACAGUCUGGUCGUACAUCAUUCAUUCAGUCUCCUGUAGCAGCCUCAACGACCUUCUGUUCAACAAAGUUGGUGUUUCAUUCCAGAAGCGCAAUGAGACCUUGGUUAAAGGUAUGUCAGAUGUUUGCCCUCUCGAAAUCCCUCAAACCCAUUCUGCUCUGACUUGGUCAGUGAACUUACACAAUACUCAGUAAAGAAAUUCCUCCUGGUUUCCAAUUCUUUGGUCUUCCCAUAUUUUCAAUGUUAGGUGAGUCUUGUGUAACUGUGGCCUUUAAUCCUUUGUAAUCAAAGCGGAUAAAUUAUUGUCCUCUUCCCCCAGCCCCAGUGUUACCCAACAGGUCAGACCGUAUCUGAAAUGACAAGAAGUUACCAACUACUCUGUAAAUGCCCAUGUCCCAACAACUACAAGAACAACACACAAAAUGCUGCAGCAACUCAGCAGGCCAGGCAGCAUUUGUGAAGGAGAAUAAACAGUCAACGCUUUGGGCCGAUACCCUUCAUAAAAAUCUAUCUAGUGCACUGGCGUUGGGACCCCGAGAGGGGUGGAUAGUAAACAAUGUGUCCCAUCUGAAAGGAGGAGGAGCUGCUCACUUUAUGUGGAUGGUAAUGUUUUGAAUUAGGAACUCCCAGUGUGGAGUUGAGAGCAACAAUUAGGAGAACAAUAAAAAACUGGAAUGAAAUGUC